UAUUGACUUCUUCAAAAUCAGGCCUUUUUUAGAAUGCCGUCUGAAUUUAAAAUGGCCACCAUUUUUCAUACAAAAAUGUCAAAAGGAAUGACUACUGCAUGGUUAUUUCCAUGUGAAAUGUUCAGAAUAAGGAGUGUAGAUGUUUUGUUCUGUAGAAUUUGCUCUUCCAUGGAGUUGCUAUUUUCUACUUCAUAUUUGAGUUCGUUUUGUGUCAUAUCAUAUCAUAUUUGGAUAAUAUUCCAUAAUUAGCAUGAUAUUCAUAGGAUAACAUGUGAAAAUAAAAACGGUAUUUUUGUAAUCAGUGGUAAAAUAUGAUAUUUUUGACAAAUUUUCACUUAACCAUAGCAUACGGUUUUUUAGCCGUGCAGAUAUCAUAUCCAUUCGUGGAUAAAAAUCAUAUCACUCAUAAAUCAUAGGAUAUCCUCUAUAUAUUGCUAGGUAUUACGAUUGGCAUAUUGUAAUUCCAGUUUUUAUUCUUGUACAUCUGCUUCCAACGUAUGUAAGCAAUACUAAAGAUCAGUAUUUGGUUAUCCAAGUUUCAAUUUUUGCACACCUGCUUCCUGGGUUUAUGAGUUUUUCUCAGUUGUGAGAAUAAUAAAAUAAUUUAAAAUAUGUUGUUAAUGCUGGUACUCAUCUUCUUUUUUCAUCAUAGUCCUUGUAGAAAAAUCUUAUAUCAUAUUUAUGAAGUAUAUUAUGAUUGGUUGACAUAUGUGAACCCAAAUGCCUUUGGCCAACCAGCAAUCUGAACAGUUUGCUCAGUAUUAGUAACUCCCUACAGCACAUGAGGAAAAGACAAGAACAGCUUUCUAGAACCCAACAGGAGAAGCAAGUUCAAUAAUGAAUUCAUCAAAAAGUCAACAAUUUCGGAAACAUUUUUCUUUGGGUGCAGGGAUACUUGGAUGGUUCUUGGGAGGAUUUGUGUUUGGAUUUAAUGUAUAUGCAACCUCCCUGAAAGAAACAUUCAACUAUACUCAAACUGAACUGGAGUUCAUUGCAUCAAGUGGUGAUUGGGGAGAAUGUUUGGAGUUUCCAGCAGGGAUUAUUUUUGACCAUUUUGGUCCAAGGGUGACAAGUACCAUCUCUCUUAUUGUUACAACAAUGGGGUUUUUACUAAUGUGGAUGGCUACUGUGUUUAGGAUAUUUUUCAGCUCAAAAAAUUGGAUCGUGUGUGUUUUUUAUUUUCUGACAGGAUUUGGACCCACAUUUUUAGUCAUACCAUCGAUGGUUGUGAAUUGCAAAAACUUUGACAAAAAACAUUUGGGUAAAGUACUUGGCCUCUUAAAUGCCACAUUUGGGCUUAGUCCUGCAGUUAUAACUGUUCUUUAUGAAGGAUUAUUUGUACAAGGACACUUUGAAGAUGCAGAGAAUCAAAAGCUAGGAGAGUUUAUGAUGAUGCUUGCUGUAUUAUCAGCAUGUAUAAGUAUAUUUGGAGUUGUGAUGCUUAAAACAGUUCCAGAAGAAUCAUAUGAUGAGAUUGAACAAUCAGGAGAGGCUGAUAGGAAAAAUGAUAAAUGUGACAAUAACCCCAUGGAAAUACAUAAAAACAUAAAUGAUAGAACAGCCCUUGUUCCAGAGAAAACAACAAAGCAGAUACCACAAGAUAUGAACUGCUGGCAAAUUAUAAAAACACCUCAGUUUUAUUAUGUCUUUUUGAUUUGUUUGAUCAUUGGGGGUAUUUGUAUAUCAAUUGUGAAUAAUCUCACAAUUACAGUAGAAUGUGCACAGCUUGAUGUAAAUCCAAUAAGAUUCACUUUGAUUAUACCGAUUUUUGCAUCAAUUGGGCGAAUAUUCGGUGGAGUGAUAUCAGAUUACAUAUUUCAGAAAUGGCCACUCAUUCCUAAGUCAUCAAUUCUGUUAUUUUGUUGCAUACUUACAUGUAUCAGUCAAAUAGUGUUCAUAUUUUUUAAUGGAAGUUUGAUUGGUUUGAUAUGUGCUUCUGUAAUGGUAGCCCUGGCAUAUGGUGCUUUGUUUGUACAUCUUCUUAUCAUUACCAUUAACCUGUUUGGUUUAAAAUACUGUGGACAAAACUGUGGUCUUAUUUUUUUAAGUAAUGGAAUUGGAUUAGUAAUAUUUCAAAAGCUUUUUGCUUUGAAUUAUGAAACGAUUAGUCCACCUGGAUCAAAUAGCUGUUUUGGUAACUUGUGCACACAGUGGUUUUUUGUUCUGACGUCAAGUUUAAGUCCUUGUGCAGUUCUUCUAAAUUUUUGUUUGAUGAAAAAUGAAAGAGAUCAGCAACUCCAAUAUGAAGAAUCACAGACCCCCAGCAAUCAGGAAUGAAACUAGUAGUUAACUACAUGAACUACAGAAUGUAUAUAAAUGUACAGCAAAUAUUUCAAUACUAUUGAGGUGAAUACCUGUUCAUCUUUCAAUAACGCAGAUGCGAGUAGGUAGUUACCAGUUUCGCCACCAGGUGGCUCGUUCGGGUCAGAUAACAUGGCGGGUAUAGUAGAAAGUUCCCUUUAACUUAAAUUACAUCGGUUUUAGUGGUUCAAUUUUUAUAUAACCCUUAUGUAUCUAAUAGUUAUGCAAAUUAAAAUAUGUCCAGUAAAAGGAAAUGUUAUCUGUCUAAUACAAGAAAAGAUAUUUCACUUUUUGUGAUUUUGUAACAUGGGGUCUAUGAGGAAUCAACCCGAGCUAGAAGUCACAUUUUCAAAAAAAUUAAAUUUUCAAAGUUGAUAAACAAUUUUCGAAACCAUUUUUUCUAGAUGUACUUUUACAUGUAGAUUUCAAAUAUGACAUCACUUUGACUGAAUUUUGAAUAUUUAAUGACGUAAAUCAAGAUUAUUUCUACUCGCAUCUAGUCUAUUGAUUCUAGUAAGGUAUAUUACACAUACAUACAUACAUAAACAUAGGGAAUACACUUUAUAGAAUCAUUGAAAGUGCAACAGGUAUUCACAUUUAUUCAACAAAAAUAGAAUUGAGUAUUUGAUCUAUAAAUGUCAUUUGAAUGUUCUCACUUUACUUAAAAAGUAUACAAAAUAGGUGUAUUUCUUUAAAACAUUUAAUAGAUACAUGUACUUGUAUCUGAUAUUUUUUCAACAAUAUGUUUGUUUCAUUGCAAUAUUUCUCAUGUCAUAGUACAUAAUCAUGCGGCAAAUCAUACCCACUGUUUAACUUGUAUCUGAUAUGAAUAAAAAGUGUACAGUUCCCAUCUUUCUCUGCUGUAUUAAGAUUUGAGUUACAUUUAUGUUGUUUAUUGUAGAAAAGCUAUAAUAUCUUGAAUGCAUUCAUCUUCUCAUAUAAAGUGUUAUGAGUCAACAGAUGAUUCUUUGUUUGAGAAUCUCGAGCUGUAUAAGGUGGCCAUUUUGGAUUUUCCAUCCUAAAAUCUUGUCUCUUCAACUGAUUAUAGUGUUGGGCAUUCAGAAUGAAAAAUCAAUUUAGGAAAACCC
Molecule: messenger RNA, 3389 nt
Organism: Owenia fusiformis
Lineage: Eukaryota; Metazoa; Annelida; Polychaeta; Sabellida; Oweniidae
Source: the annotation of a GenBank genome assembly